Messenger RNA from Ictalurus furcatus (blue catfish), 2205 nucleotides. RefSeq lists its product as uncharacterized. The coding region runs from base 28 to 906 and encodes 292 amino acids. The transcript has a single exon. The record is from RefSeq and is a predicted model, not a curated record. NCBI's taxonomy places the organism in Eukaryota, Metazoa, Chordata, Actinopteri, Siluriformes, Ictaluridae. Gene Ontology annotation, molecular function: zinc ion binding.
AGCACAUUUAAUGAUAAUAAACGUGAAAUGGCAGAGGUAGCUCUCAAGGACCAGGACCCUUUCAGCUGUCCUAUCUGUUUGGACCCACUUGAGAAUCCAGUAACAAUUCCGUGUGGACAUAACUACUGCAUGGCUUGCAUUGAGGAUUACUGGAAUGAAGACAAGCACUCUGAGUCCUUCGGCUGUCCUGAGUGCAGAGAGACGUUCACACCGAGGCCUGCUCUUAACAAGAACACCAUGUUUGCUGAAGUGGUAGAGCAAUUUAAAAAUGCAAGACUGCAGGACACCUCACCUCACAACCCUGGACCUGCAAACACGGAAUGUAACAUCUGCACUGGACGAAAAAGUCAAGCUGUCAAAUUCUGCCCGGCGUAUGUCCAAUCAUACUGCGAGGGGCAUACAGUUCGGCAGGACAAAGCAAACAUUGGAGAGAAAUACAUUGUAGUUGUCAUUAACAGAGAGCCUCGAAUGGAUAUCUGUCUCCGUCACAACAUCCCACUGGAGAUCUAUUGUCGAACCGACCGGCAGUUGAUCUGUUCUCUCUGCUUUGCUGAAAGCCAUAGAGAUCAUGAUGCGGUUUCAGUCGCGCCAACAAGUACAGAUAGACAGGAGCAUAAACGUUCUCACAUGGAUAUACAGCAUGGGAACAGGCACACAUCGCAUAGGCAUGGAAGGAGGAAACACAAAAGAAGCAGGCAUGGUAGUGGACAUGGGAGUAGACACAGAAGCAGCUCCAGAAAGACCUUGCAUGUGCAAAGCGGUCAUGAAGUGAGUAAUCAUGAAAGUCAUGGGAGUAAUAUGAUCAAGCAUGGGCAAGUUGUAGGAGGUGGGCAUAUGAAGAGCAAACAUAAGAGUAGACAUGGAAGCUGGCAUAUGAGCAGCAGGCAUGAGAGAAGUCAUAACUAAUAUUUAAAAAGCAUUAAUAUGUGGAGAAUGCUGUGGAAUAUGGCAUGAUUAUAGAAGGCCAUAAAGUCAGAUAUGAGGAAUGGGGAAAGUAGACAAUAUUGUGGUUCCUCAGAUCCUGAACUGCAGAUACUUAAACACUUUUAUGCAAGUGAAAAUGUUUUUUGUUUUUUUACUUAAUACAUUUCCACUGAAAUACAUUGACCAUGUCUAUUAAAUGUUACAAAUAUUAUUUGCAAUUAUUGACGAUUUCCAAUUGUGCAUCAUGGCAAGUAUUUAUUAACAAAAAAAUAUAUAUUUCUAUCUCAUUUCACAUCAUGAGAUCUUUUGUAUGAUCUAAUUUUAUUUUUAUUUUACAUUUUUUAUAUUGUUUUUGUAUCUUUAUGUUUUUUAAAUAGCUUCUAAUGACUUUCAAAUCAUAAUGAGUGCUAAAUUUUGUACUUAUAAACUAAGAAAUUUGUAUAUCUUUCAGACUUUAUCCACUAAAUCUGUUUAGGCAGUUAGGUCUGAUUACCUAAAUGUUAAUGUAAAGAAAAGCUAAUAGUGCUUUGUAUAUAAUUAUAUGAAACUAUUAGUUAUGAACAAAGAGGAAUCAAAUAAUGGUUUAAGACAAUGUAGAAUACAGUGUGUAAAUACAGAGUCGAGUGCAAAAGGUUCCAUACCUAUACAUCAAGUACAAAACCCAAAAACUAUCAAGUAACAAAAUGUAAGGUAAACGUAAAGUAUUUUAUAUUAACAGCGAAGGAAUCAAAAUAUUUGUGAACUUUUAUUCCACUUGCCUUCCUGCAAGCCUCCUUCUGUACCGAUGGUUCUUCCAAGUAUUUCACAGUUGUAAUGGUGUCCCUAAACACUUAUACCCUUGUCUAUCGCUAUGAAAAGGUCAUUAUUUCUGUUUCAAGGCUUGUGAUUACUGUUUUUCUGAUUCCAUUGAUACUUGACUACUUGAACGUUUGGACUCUGUAUUAGACAUGUAUUAACUGUUUCAAGUUAUUAGACACAUUAAUGAGGUGCAUUCAAAUAAAUGACUUAGACCCAUCGUUCUCAAAGUGAGGUCCUUGGGACCACCAGGGUUCCAUACUGUACAUCUAUGAGGUGCGUGUGUCGCUUCUUUAAAAAAUAUUUUUUUAAAUAAAUAAAAAAUUACAUGACUCUGAUGACUAGUAUCCAGUUUGUUACAGGUCAAAUAUAAUCAUAAGUAUAAGCUUAUUUCACUUGAAAUCAUCUUGAAUUUAAAACUCAAUAAGUAAUGCAAAUAAUCUUGCCUUUAACAGCAAUUUUCAUAAAACCAGAAAGUAAUUUAAC